Messenger RNA from Didymodactylos carnosus, 4518 nucleotides. NCBI's taxonomy places the organism in Eukaryota, Metazoa, Rotifera, Eurotatoria, Philodinida, Philodinidae. The record is from the annotation of a GenBank genome assembly.
AAGUAGAAAAUCAACAUUUCCCAGAAAGCUGGAAAUUCGUCGAGGAAUUUCUAUAAACUAGAAAAUCCCCGGCGAUUUUUCGGUUGAUUUUCUAUAAACUAGAAAUUAAUUCAAGAUUACAGUGUAGCAGAGUUAAAUCGCCAAGCCUUCUAAGAAAAUCAAAAUGCUCGUUUUCAUGUAUAUACCGCAACAUUUUCUGUGACUCACGAAGCUAAGCGAAGACUGUACAUUUUUCCGACACAAGGAUCACACUGAGAUACUACAAAAAGGAUUUUUUUGUCCAUUGGUAUAGCACGAUAUUGUAUAAAAGGCGCAAAACUUUUGAAAGCAACUAUAUCACAAUAGUGAACCUAUCGAGCGUGAUUAUUCUGAAUAUUUCCAUAAUGUGAUAGUGUCAUUCGGUUUCGUGGACAUUACUCAACUGUUUACUUGUUCUGUAAUCAAUCAUUUCUAAGUCCGUUGAUAUUGGACGAUAGAUCAACUUAAAUGAGUGAAAUGCUUAAUUCUAUCAGGUAAUUACACUAACACAUCUGCAAAUGUUUUUGCCAUCAAAUUCUUUCUUAUGAGACAAUUGUAGUGAAAUAAAUGCACUCUCAUCAGCAAUUGUGUUUAUUAAUUUGAUUUAAGCUUUAUUUAUUUAUAUCCCGGGAAAAAAGCAAAACAAAAUACAGAAGUAGAUUAAUAUCAAACUGCCAUGAUGGGGUGAACCAUUACCUUAAGCUUUUUGUCUCCUCUUAUCUUUCGAUACGAGUUUGAAGCUAAUCGAUCACCAUAUACAAACAAAUAUGUAGACCCAUUCAUUUGUGGUCUAAUGUAAAUAAGGGCGAAAUAUGAUGAUCAUGCAAAACUCAAGCAGUACAUCAACGAGCAGAGAAGUUUCUCACAAGAUUUAAAAAUAAAUUGUCAAUCCGAUAUUCGGAGAUAUUGAGCGACUGUGUUCAACAUAACGCGUACUAUAUGUGUGCUUUUCUAUGAAAUGUACACAUACAGUAUAUUUAUAGCACAUUUACCACCAAGAAGAUCACCUAAAUAUGUUGAGAGGCAGAGAAAUAACUAUUAACGAUUUAAUCAAUUAGGAGCGCGCUUGCCUUUAUUUGUAAAGCAAAAAAGUAAUUAAAGACUGUGAAUGUGAUUUUUCAGAUUCAUAUCAACAACUUUGAAGUUCCGCGUGAUUGAAAUCGAGUGGAAAUUUAAUUAAACUAUAUAAGUAGAAAGACGACGAGAAGUCUCUGAUUUUUUUGAUAACUAAUCAAUUUUAGGUAUUUAUACAAUGUAUUUUCUACUGAAGCAGUUCUCAGAAGAGAAUCUGUCUUACUAAGACAGACUUGUAACCAAUCACAUUUUUUUACCAGUUAGGAAAGCUGAUACAAUGUGAAUUUUGUGUGAUUAGUCAUGUUUAUCGAGUUAUUUGAUAACAACGCUUUUUGAAAACUACUAUGCUGUAUUUUUGUUUUAUUUUGCGGCUACAUGUUUUUUAACAACAAGAAAAACAUCACAACAAAAACAAAUUUUUUAAUAAAACAAUGGAUGUUGAGAUUGGUUUAAUUUGUUUUUAUUGCUGUUGUAACAAAUGAUGUCAUUUGGUAGAAUGAUCGUUUUUAUCAGUUGUUGUUAAUCUAAUUUUUUAAAACCAAUGUCGCUAGAGUAUUCGCGAAAACAUUGACGGCAGAUGUUAAGUCCAUAUUUUCUAAUUAUUCCAUGACCAUUGGAACACACACGACAUUUUCGACUACCCGGUCCAUAUUUUCGAGGAUGGCUACGAAAUAUUGAUGAAUGACCCAUAUCGAGUUUUAAUUCUUUUUUAUUAUUGCUAAAUUAUUUCUCAAAUGAGAAUCUGCACACGAUCUGAAAAAAGAAAUCCAUCAAGAGCAGCAGUUUCAAUUCAUAAACUGAGCCAAAUAUAUCCACGUGGAAUUUGACUUAGGUUUUUUCAUUAGUUUGAAUCUCAGUUAGAUUUCCCCCAAUAGAAGUUGUUUUUUAUUGACUAGGCGAAGCAUCGUUGAAAAUAGUGUUCCUAACAUCGUCCUGAAGUUAUGUUCAAUAGUCAUCAGUCAAUUGAUAAAGAACUUUUUUAAUAAACUUUUUGAUGGAUAUAACGUGACACUAAAAUUGAAAAGUUACAUUUAAUUUACUAUUGCAAAAGGGUAGAAAAACCUAUACUUUUGUACACACUGUAAGUGUUUCUCGCACUCACUGAGGACAUUCUACAGUCACUUGGUUGACACUUACACAUUUUCGCACUUCAGGACAUGCACCUAAAGUGGAAUUAAUCACUCACUGAAAUAAAGUAAUCAUUGAUAAUCAGCUCAAGUUCGAUACUUUGAAUGCAGAAGUCUUUUUGUUUAAGAACUGCCAUUGCGUAAAACAAAAAGGUUUUCAAAAGCUUUCAACAGUGAAAAGAAUUAGACUAAAUAUUCUCUUUCUGUCUCGAAAAGAACGUCUCUGCGGUUACUCUAGUAUGGGAUCAGUAACCAAAUGCGCUGGAGAUGAAUGUGAACACGUCUGCGAAUCAUUUUUUUGUCAUUCUUUAGUUUUUCAUCACAUGAAAGAGAAUAUACAGAGCAAUCUAUCCUAGUUUAUUACAAAUACUCAGUGCAGUCAUAGAGUAUGUUUUAAUUCUUUCAAGGCUUGUUUGUGCCUUUCAUCUGAUAAAAAAAUAACGAACAACAAAAAAUUGACCGUCAGAACUUUUUGCACUCAGUCCCGGCGACCAGUGUUUCUAACAGAAUUUAUCCGCUGUUUUUUUCGCAAAGCGUACACGUUUCAAAUCUAAAAAGGAGUAUCAAUUAGGCAUCAGGAAUUAGAGGAGAAAAAUAGAAACUUUCUUUAUACAGUUUUUUCCCAGCAAGCAACUUUGCAGACACCAACAAUUAAAAAUAGAGAGAAACAUCACCGAUCUUGUAUAACAAGAAAAAAGUAUCUUUCCUAUCAGACUACUCACUUAAACACAGUUAAAAAAGUUUUUCUUAUUUUCUCUUAAAUACAAAAAAAGUUCUAUUAGAAAACAAAGCGUAAACAGCGAUAGCAAAGCGUAUACUGCACCCUCUGCUUUUCUGAACAAAGCGUAAAACAGAGCGUAUUUUCAAACUUUGAAGCGUAUGUACGCUUUGGUACAGUGAGUGCGCUUUACUAUUAGAAACACUGAUUGUGACGUUCUGUACUAACAUAUCUUAAUCUUUGUCAUGUAGUCUAAGAUUAAGAUAAUCUUUCAAGAAUUUCCGCGUACCCAUUUAGUGGAAGAUAAACGAUUGUAACACAAUCUCAUAAUUAUUCUUGCUUUUCUUGCAUAAUACAGUCGAUUAUAUAUCUAAGAAGUGAAAGCCAUUACUGAAUCUGCAAGCAUAUCAAGUGUAAAUUUGCCCAGUGCACAAGUAAAUGGAAAAACGUCAGAUUAUAAAAUUAGUAAUGAAAAUCUUUGAAGUAGAAAAAUUGCAAAGGGUGUGUACAAGUAAUAUAAGUUGCUUAAUUAACAAUUUUUAUCUAACAAAGGUUUGUAUGCAAUAUCAAUGUCAUUCAGAGAUUUCAUUGGUCUAUAGUUUUUCAAGUCAUUUCAUUUCAUUCAUUGUUAGUUUUGUUUGAUCCUUUCUUUACAGUUAAGAUGGGAAGAGAUCGGAGAUAAUCAAGUACGAAUUUUAAAAAAUCUGUUUGAGAUUCGAUUUCUCGCAGGAAAAAUGUAGCCUGAAAAGCAAAGAAGAAAUCUUUGUGCAUUGUCUCUGUCCAAAAUUUCGAAAGAAGAGAGGAGAUAAAUGUGACAGCUUAGAAAAACCUUGGCGAAACAGAAGGAAACAGAGUGUACACGUACACUAUACUCAAAAAAAGAAAGUAUACACGUUCAGGUUACGGCAAAACCUUAAUAGAAACUAGAUGCUUGUUUAAUCCUGAUACGAGAAGUCAGACUGUUGUGAUAAGGGAAACUAAGAGUCGAAUAAAAAAGAUUAAUUGAGUUUUUUGUUUGUUGUUUCAUUAGGUUCUCAGAGUCGAGCGCCGAAUUUGGUCGAAAGAACAGCCACGGAGCCAACACAAGGCAAAAGCAGCAAAAUGCUGCAACAUAUCAAUUAUCGUAUGCGUUGUACAUUACAAGAUGGACGACAAUUAGUUGGAACAUUUAAAGCAUUCGAUAAACAUAUGAAUUUAAUACUGGCUGAUUGUGAAGAAUUUAGAAAAGUCCGAAGUAAAGCUGAUAAAACUGAAAAAGAAGAACAACGCCCAUUAGGAUUAAUUUUAUUACGUGGAGAGCAUCUAGUAUCAAUGACUAUCGAAGGUCCUCCUCCAAAAGAAGAAGUUGGCAUUGCACGUGUUCCUACAGCUGGGGUGACACUUGGAGCUGGACGUGCUGCAGGCCGCGGUGUAAUUCCUCCAACUCAUGCUGGUCCAGCACCCGGUUUACAAGGACCCGUUCGCGGUGUUGGUGGACCUGGAUAUCAACAAAUGACACCCGGUGGUCGAGGAAUGCCCGGAAUGGGAGCGCGUGUACCAAUGCCGCCAAAUAUGCCUCCAAUCAGCUUUUCAAGAGAUUAA